GCCCUUACGCCACAUCACCUGCCGAACGGCCAUGAACUCUAUUUCCUUAGUCACCCGUGUGGCGUCAAGUCGUCAACGUCAACCUUGUCAGCCUGCCAUCGUACUCGUACAGGUACCUGACCGAGUGCUAAUAAGGUCCACGAUGCUAUCACGCACACCAGGCCUCGACAUUCGUGUGGAAAUCAAGACAGCAGGAACGCCGUGAUCUCGUCAAGAUACCCUCACUUUAAGCUGCCCGAUUCCUUGCACACCUCCAAUAUGGAUGUCCAACUCUACGUCUACGACCUCAGCAGAGGCAUGGCCCGAAGCAUGAGCCAGUCCUUUCUGGGCAUCCAGAUCGAUGCCGUUUACCAUACGGCGCUGGUCUUCAACAACCGCGAGUACUUCUUCGGCCAAGGAGUCCAGGUGUGUUAUCCGGGAAGCACCCAUCACGGCCGACCGAUGGAGAUCAUUCCCUUGGGCAAGACACACUUGCCUAUGGACACGGUGCUGGAGUAUCUCGAGAGCCUCAAGCAAGUCUACACGCCGGAGAGCUACGAUCUUUUUGCACACAACUGUAACAACUUCACCCACGACUUCGCCAUGUUUCUCCUCGGCACCGGUAUUCCAGCUCAUAUUACAAACCUCCCGCGUCGCGUCUUGGAUACCCCAUUCGGCGCCAUGCUCAAGUCCCAGAUUGAUCAGAGUAUGCGCUCCAUCACUCAAGCCUCGCUUCCGCCGCAAAGUAUCCCGAAUGGGCAUUCCGCUGCGCCUAACGGAUAUGCAAGCGAACAUGCCGCUGAAGUCACUGCCAAGCAAGAAUCAGGCUCGAUGAAUGGCACGAAGUUCGGUCGUGUCUUUGAUGUCACGCAGAGCAGGGUGUUGAACGAGCUUCUGCAGUCUGCUUCGAAUACUGCUGCAGCACUCUUCUUUACGUCCUCCACAUGCGCACCCUGCAGGAUUGCAUAUCCAAUGUUCGAUCAGCUCGCCCAGCAAUAUCCACAGGCGGUCUUCAUCAAGAUCGACAUUAGCAAGGCGCAGGAAGUCGCCAUGCAGUACCAGAUCCGCGCAACACCAACCUUCAUCACCUUCUCCAGAAGCUCGAAGAACGAUGCUUGGUCCGGAGCGGAUCCCAACCUAUUAAAGGCAAACAUCGAUCAUCUCAUGCAAUUUACCUUCCCCCCGCACCCGCAUGCUCUGCUGAAAACCCCCACUCUUCAAGUCGCAUCGCUCAAGCCCGUGACGUACAUCAGGACGCCACCGCUGGACAAGCUUAUGACGAAACUGGGUCCUGCCGCGACGCAAAAGGAGCUCUUGGCCCUGCGCUCCUUUGUGGAAACGAGAAACCGGGAUCCCAAAGAAGCCAAACUACCGGAUCUACCAUCUGUCUCCCGCACAUUGCAGACGAGCAUACUCACAUUGCCAGCCGAAGUCCGUUUCGCUGCGUUCGAUCUUUUCAGGUGUGCCAUGAUCGAUCCGCGCGUCACCAGCUUCUUCGCCGAGGAAUCGUCGGACUCGACCGUGCACACUCUUGUGCAGCAUGUCAACGGCCUGAACGACUGCCCGCACAGCUUACGCCUGGUGACGCUACACCUCGCCUGCAAUCUCUUCAUCUCCCCACUGUACGUGAAAGAAUUGAUGCGGCAGGAGAGCGCUCUAUCCGCAUCGCUGGUCCAACUCAUCUCCUCCUCCCUCCUCGAUGCUUCCCAUCCGACGACCAGGGUAGCAGCGGCCUCGCUGGCAUUCAACAUUGCAGGUGCAAACUAUCGCAUCCGCCGGGAGCAGGCGCGGGAGGGCAUGAGCGAGAGCCAGCAAGUCGAGCUCGCAGCCAGUCUGCUGGAGACGGUGUUGGCGGAGGAGAACGCGGACGCAGCCAAAGCUGCCUUGCUGGCGCUGGGACAUUUGUUCUACUACGCGCCGCAAGAUGGGGAGGUGAUGGAUCUCGCCGGCGCACUCGACGCGAGAACCACCCUAAGGGGCAGCAAACUGCACGUGCAACUGGCGGGUGAAGUGGCGAGCCUGGUGUGACCCUUCUCCCCUGUGCUUUGCUCGCCUACACAUGUAGACAUUGUAAUGGAAAUGAAAAGGUGGUCCGACGUGUAA
Messenger RNA from Neohortaea acidophila, 2082 nucleotides. Its product is annotated as PPPDE putative peptidase domain-containing protein. Gene Ontology annotation, biological process: protein modification by small protein removal. The coding region runs from base 259 to 2007 and encodes 582 amino acids. Gene Ontology annotation, molecular function: peptidase activity. The transcript has a single exon. Lineage: Eukaryota; Fungi; Ascomycota; Dothideomycetes; Mycosphaerellales; Teratosphaeriaceae. The record is from RefSeq and is a predicted model, not a curated record.